AUGAGAGUCUUGCAAAACGCUACGGAAAUUCAAAACGUAGUGGAUGCGGGCAGAACCGCUGAGGAUGCGAAGAAGAAGAGAUUUUGGGCCUUUUUCGCAUCAACCCCUUCCGAGAAUGAGGUUUGCGUGGCAACCAUUCCGGUGAUAUCGAGAGAUGACCGGGAAGAGCAGGAGAUGAGAUCCUUUUUCCAAAGGCAUAAUUCCUACGACAAUUUCUUCGCCGAGGACACCGCAGCCUUGUUGAACACUUGGACAACAGAGCUUCAUUUGUCAUUUUACACCCUGCUGCACGACGACCGACCUGGUGCUCCCCCUUCAGAGGACACGUUGGAGGCCGAAACUUUCCACUUCACGACAUUGAGUGGGGUUGAGGCACCAAGAUACCUUCGCAAGUUUGCCGCAGGCUUUCGAUUGAAGGGCGACUUCUUUGAUCGGUACUGGACAUGCAAUUUCUUGGAAGCCAACCCAUCGCGGGCAGACGACUAUCCUUGGAAGGAAGGAGUACAAGAGGAAGUGCAGAGAGAAGUGCAGGCUUUGCUGGAAAGGCAGUUCGAGGGCGGUAGAAUCACUGAAGUGGAAAAGAACUCUUGGCAGCAGAGAAGAAUUCUGGAGCUCAUCUUGUUCGAACGGAUCAUGCAGAGGAUGAACGAGAGUACGAGAGGAAUCCUCGAAUGGGCAACAUCUGUCUUGAUGGGGACGAGGAAGCGCCUGCAAAAGACGCUGAGGCCGACUAAGGGGACCAAGGCCACUCGGCCGCAUUACAAAGACCUGCUCGACACAAUCAAGGAGUUUCGGGAGUUUCAGAAAGCCAUUCGAAGGAUGGGAAGGCACUAUGCGGAGGCCCUUGCGAACAUCGAUCGUUGGCGCGACCGAGAAAAGGGUCGCGAAUUGGAAAGGCCUCGAUGGACUUUCAACGACGAAAGUCGAUACCGAGUCAUCAUUCUGAAAUUGCUAGCAUCGAACGAUGACAGCAUUCAAACUCUGCGGAGAAAUCAAGACAAAAUCACAAAUCUUAUCGAGAUGGAGCUGGACUUGAUGCGGGGUGACUUGGAGUUUAUGCGAAGCGAACUGAAUCAAACACAGGACGAAAAUAUCAAGUUGUUCACCGUGAUUACCACAAUCUUCGUUCCGCUGGGUUUCGCUGCCAGCAUCUUCAGCAUGGACAAAGCACCAGAAACCACCACCCUGUAUUACAUGUUGGCCACCGCAGCGGGGCAUUUGUUUUCACAGGAGCGAUGCUUUGGGUGA
Colletotrichum aenigma is the source of this 1248-nucleotide messenger RNA. RefSeq lists its product as uncharacterized. Lineage: Eukaryota; Fungi; Ascomycota; Sordariomycetes; Glomerellales; Glomerellaceae. The coding region runs from base 1 to 1248 and encodes 415 amino acids. Gene Ontology annotation, cellular component: membrane. Gene Ontology annotation, biological process: transmembrane transport; metal ion transport. The transcript has a single exon. Gene Ontology annotation, molecular function: metal ion transmembrane transporter activity. The record is from RefSeq and is a predicted model, not a curated record.